Molecule: messenger RNA, 863 nt
Organism: Nothoprocta perdicaria
Lineage: Eukaryota; Metazoa; Chordata; Aves; Tinamiformes; Tinamidae
Product: granzyme M-like
Exons: 6
Coding region: 1-828 (275 amino acids)
Biological process (GO): proteolysis
Molecular function (GO): serine-type endopeptidase activity
Source: RefSeq, a predicted model, not a curated record
AUGGGGGCCACGGGGAGCCUGGUGCUGCUGUUGGCGCUGCUGGUCCCCGCCAUGGGCCGAGCAGCACAGGGCUGCCCACAGGCCUCGGUCAUUGGGGGCGAGGAGGCUGAGCCGCACUCACGGCCCUACCUGGUGUCGGUGCAGCACCGGGGGACCCAUGCGUGCGGCGGGGCGCUGCUGCACCCGCGCUGGGUGCUCACAGCCGCACACUGUCUUCCCACGGGCACGGCCGCCCUGUGGAAGGUGGUUGUGGGGCUGCACAGCCUGGCCAAGGGGCAACCCCCAGCGCAGACAUUCGGCAUCCGUAUGGUCUGUCCUCACCCUGGCUACCGGUGUGACACCAUGGAGAAUGACCUGCUGCUGCUGCAGCUUGAGCAGAAGGUGCCACUGAGCCGGACGCAGCGGCUCGUGGGGCUGCGGCAGCAGGAGCCAGCGGCCGGUGCCUCAUGCAGCGUGGCCGGCUGGGGUGUCAGCCGUGCCGGGCGCCCCUCGCCCCGGCUGCAGCAGCUGCAGGUCGUGGUCAUGGACGCCCGCAUGUGCAACAACAGUCGCUUCUGGGACGGCGGCAUCGCCUCCACCAUGAUCUGCUUCCAGGGCUGCCGACGGGGCUCGGCGCCCACCAAGGGUGACUCCGGAGGCCCCUUGGUGUGUGGGAGGAGGGCAGCCGUGGCCGGUGUCAUUUCCUUCACUGGCCAGGACGCCACAGACCCCUUCAAACCGCCAGUGGCCACUUCAGUGGUCAAGCACCGCAAGUGGAUCCGGAGAACCCUGCGCUCCAGCUGCCCUGGCCACAUCGGACACACAGACCAGCCCAUCCCACUUACAUAGCAGCAGAGAGGCCUCUGCGCUUAUCAUCAUCCGGA